Messenger RNA from Octopus sinensis (East Asian common octopus), 777 nucleotides. RefSeq lists its product as uncharacterized. NCBI's taxonomy places the organism in Eukaryota, Metazoa, Mollusca, Cephalopoda, Octopoda, Octopodidae. The record is from RefSeq and is a predicted model, not a curated record. The transcript is spliced from 3 exons. Bases 1 to 777 code for a protein of 258 amino acids.
AUGGCACAAUGUUCCAUCGUUUUCAAAACAAUUGGAGAACAUAAACGAUGUGAUAAGCGAUUUGAUAAGCGAUGUGAUAAACGAUGUGAUAAGCGAUUUGAUAAGCGAUGUGAUAAGCGAUGUGAUAAACGAUGUGAUAAGCGAUGUGAUAAGCGAUGUGAUAAGCGAUUUGAUAAGCGAUGUGAUAAGCGAUUUGAUAAGCGAUUUGAUAAGCGAUGUGAUAAGCGAUGUGAUAAGCGAUUUGAUAAGCGAUGUGAUAAGCGAUGUGAUAAGCGAUGUGAUAAGCGAUUUGAUAAGCGAUGUGAUAAGCGAUGUGAUAAGCGAUUUGAUAAGCGAUGUGAUAAACGAUGUGAUAAGCGAUUUGAUAAGCGAUUGAUAAGCGAUGUGAUAAACGAUCGAUGUGAUAAGCGAUGUGAUAAGCGAUGUGAUAAGCGAUGUGAUAAGCGAUGUGAUAAGCGAUGUGAUAAGGAUUGUGAUAAGCGAUUUGAUAAGCGAUGUGAUAAGCGAUGUGAUAAGCGAUGUGAUAAGCGAUGUGAUAAGCGAUGUGAUAAGCGAUGUGAUAAGCGAUGUGAUAAGCGAUGUGAUAAGCGAUUUGAUAAGCGAUGUGAUAAGCGAUGUGAUAAGCGAUGUGAUAAGCGAUGUGAUAAGCGAUGUGAUAAGCGAUGUGAUAAGCGAUUUGAUAAGCGAUGUGAUAAGCGAUGUGAUAAGCGAUGUGAUAAGCGAUGUGAUAAGCGAUGUGAUAAGCGAUGUGAUAACGAUUGUGCCAGCUCGUUAUAA